Molecule: messenger RNA, 971 nt
Organism: Amaranthus tricolor (Joseph's coat)
Lineage: Eukaryota; Viridiplantae; Streptophyta; Magnoliopsida; Caryophyllales; Amaranthaceae
Product: serine/threonine-protein phosphatase 7 long form homolog
Exons: 4
Coding region: 45-620 (191 amino acids)
Source: RefSeq, a predicted model, not a curated record
GUCGAGCAUCUCGUAAGGGUGCCAAGGACAUUGGUGGCUGCUUGAUGUUGUUACAGAUAUGGUCAUGGGAGCACAUUCAUAUAGGGAGGCCUAUAAUCUGGACGAUUCGACCCGAUGGGCAACAUGAUCAGGAAGAUAACGCGGAUGAUUUUGAACCGGUGUUAAGUUCACAGCAUCGUCGCGGGAUGGAUCCUUUAGCAGUAAGCUGGCUUUGCGUAUAUCUUUCGAGAUUCCACUCCCCACAUACUCUCGUCUACUACAGAGACGCACUUGAUCGACAACGGGACGAGCAGAUAACAUGGCAGCCUUACACAGCGGCUAAGAUGGACGCUCUGCCACACAUAUGUACAUCGGGCCACGAGAUUUUGAGAUCGUGUUUUCCACUUAUUUGCUUUGACAUCAUCGAGCUACAUCUCCCGGAUCGUGUCAUGCGUCAAUUCGGUUUGGAGCAGGUUAUUCUGCAAGCCUGUGAUACCCAACCUCAACUACAUGUGAUCGAUUGGAGGACUGGGGACAAGAACUAUGUUGUACGACAUAGAUUACAUGUAGAUGCGUGGAAUGACCGAGCAUCUACAUUGGUUCGAGGAGAUAACUUCACAGGUCAUAGCUCUGGUAUGUAAAUGAGUUGGUACAGGCGUAUCUCCAUAUUAUGCCUAACAAACACCACAUUUGCGCAGCCAGGAUCACAUUACCAUUCGACAUCUACGUUACUGGCUGAGCGCAUCCGAUCGGUGCUCAUACAAUGCAAUGACAUGAUUCAAGGGGCCGCUACAUCGCCAGUUGAUGUGGGGUAUCGGCUAAGUUCUCAGACCCUAGGCUCCAUUAACGCGUCGUUGACCGAUGCAUUGAGUCAGGCGGGUUAUGAUUACCUCAUACUGAUUCCACCCAUCAUUGGCGAGAUUUAGUGCUUAAGGCAAACCGCCAUCUCAAGUGGCGGUUUUGUCUGAAAAAUUAAAAAAAAAAAAUUUCCA